AUGCGGGAGGCGCUCACCAACCCCGGGCAGGGUUACUACACGCGGCGCGGCGGCGUCGGCGAGAGCGGGGACUUCAUCACCUCGCCUGAAAUAAGCCAGGUGUUCGGAGAGUUAAUAGGAAUAUGGUACAUUAGUGAAUGGAUGGCCAUGGGCAAACCGACCACCUUCCAGCUGGUGGAGCUGGGCCCAGGGCGGGGCACCCUCACCGAGGACAUCCUGCGGGUCUUCAAGCAGCUCGCCUCUGUUCUUAGUAAAUGUGAUGUCUCUGUUCAUCUGGUAGAAGUGAGCCCCAAACUCAGCGAGAUCCAAGCAGUGAUGCUGACAGGAGGGAAAGUGCAGCCAAGCCCUGAGGACGAGCCUGCUUACAUGAAAGGCAUUAGCAAGACUGGAAUUCCCAUUUUUUGGUACAGAGACAUUCAAGAUGUGCCACCAGGUUACAGCUUUUACCUAGCACAUGAGUUCUUUGAUGCCCUGCCAAUACAUAAGUUUCAGCGAACGGAGAAAGGCUGGCGUGAGGUGUUGGUUGACAUUGAUCCAGAAGUUCCUGACAAGCUGCGGUUUGUCCUGUCACCAUCCAGGACCCCUGCAACACAAAAUUUUAUUCAGCCAGAAGAAACAAGAGACCACGUGGAAGUGUGUCCUGAGGCCGGUGUCAUUGUGCAGCGGCUGGCCUCUCGGAUAGAGAAGGAUGGUGGGGCUGCUCUGGUUGCAGAUUACGGCCACGACGGAACCAAAACGGACACUUUCCGGGGUUUCCGGAAUCACAAACUUCAUGAUGUGCUGAGUGCUCCAGGCACAGCAGACCUGACAGCAGAUGUUGAUUUCAGCUACCUUCGAAAGAUGGCACAGGGGAAAACAGCUACAUUAGGCCCUAUAAAACAGAGGGAGUUUUUAAAGAACAUGGGCAUUGACCUCCGACUGCAGGUGCAAAGUGUUCGCAGCUGUAGAGCUCUCUCAGUCCCUAGGCAAUACUCUUAA
This is a messenger RNA of Passer domesticus (house sparrow), 978 nucleotides long. It is a transcript of the gene NDUFAF7, whose product is annotated as NADH:ubiquinone oxidoreductase complex assembly factor 7. Gene Ontology annotation, biological process: mitochondrial respiratory chain complex I assembly. The transcript is spliced from 8 exons. The record is from RefSeq and is a predicted model, not a curated record. Gene Ontology annotation, molecular function: protein-arginine omega-N symmetric methyltransferase activity. The coding region runs from base 1 to 978 and encodes 325 amino acids. Lineage: Eukaryota; Metazoa; Chordata; Aves; Passeriformes; Passeridae. Gene Ontology annotation, cellular component: mitochondrion.